GAGGUUUCGGUUGUAUCGACAGUAGUUGUAGUGCGUGUGAGCGAGUCGCAAAGCCGUCGGUGUUUUGAUUAUUUGCUGCUGGAUUGAAAGAAAAGAAAAGAUAUUGUGAUUUGGUGAUUUGCUUACAAAUCCACUUUUCGUUGUAGUUUCAGCUGCUUCCACACGUCUUAUAUUUACAUACAUGCGAAGCUUUUUGCAAAAUUUUGCCCAGAAGGGAUAUAAGUGAAAAGAGGUUUUUUUUUUUGUAUAGAAGCAAGCAGUAUAAACUACAUACAAUUAAAUCAAAACUAAUGCUUACGGUAAAGUACAAAAGAACUUUAAAAAAAGUGUUUGAAAAAAUCUCCUUAAACGGAAAUCUUGUCGGGAAGAAAUAAGUAAAUAAUUAAAAAUAGAAAAACAUUCAAAAUUUUAAACAAAAAUAUUGCAAAAAAUAAAUAUUUUCAACAUGCCACACAUAGCUGCCACAAGUGCAGCAUCAAGCAUGAGCGCCACCACAGUCAGAUUUGCACGUACACCCAGGCUUGCGCUGCUCCUUCUGUGCUGUCUGGCCAAUUUGUGCAUCAAUGCAGUACAGGGCAGCCCGUUGGUGCCUAGAGCUGAGCAGCAAGAUGUAAGCGACUAUCAACGUUUGGUGAAACCCCUCAAAGAACCAAAUUCGGCGGAGGCGCGUGAACAAAGACGACGUGUGGCAUGCCGCCGCGCUUGUUGGGCCAAGUUUGUUCCCGAAAAUGCGGAUUGCCUAAAGGACACGAUUUGUUAUCAGGUAAGCUACAAUACAAAGACUUAAACGCGAGCUGUACGAAAAACAGAAUUGCCCUUUGGCGUAAUAAAUGUAUGUAUGUAUUAAUACACACCCGGUUGGUAGGUGCGCUCAGGCCAACAAGGCGUAUACGUAACACACGAAAAUUCGACGCUACUAAUACUCAUAUACGAGUAUACGUACACAAAAAUACAAGAUAAGCAUCUGUGCACUCCAAAAAAUAACAAAUAAAAAAUAAAUAAAUAUAUUUCCUCCAGUCUUAAAUUUAAUGAUGUUGCUUUGUUGCGCGAAAAGAUAAUUUUGUUAUAUUUUGUGAGCGUUUUUUCAUUCUCCCCUUUCUGUAAAAUCAGGUACGUUUGUAUAUUAAAACGCAGUACAUCGCUCGCAGCUAGACAAAUUUCUUCUACCUCGCACAAAGCAAAGAAAUAUCAUUAUAUUACACAACAACGUAAUUUCAUGCUUGAGACACAUUGCGUUUUAAAAAUCAACUGGAAUAAAAAACUGAAAACAAAGGCAUUUGGUAAAGCUCUAAGAUGUGUUUUCGGAAAACAUAUUUGGCGCUUUGUAACCGCUGAAAUAACUUUCGAUCAAGCUCCUCCUCCAAAUUGUGGUGUGUGUCUUAAUACUGCCCCAACAGUCCGAUAAACUUUUUGAGGAGCUUAAAUUUAAUGUUAGAAAUGAACUUGCAAUUAAUUUUCUAUAUUUUCUGGUAAUCAGACCAAAAUUCGAACCCUGAAACUGCGAAGGGACCAAAGCCUCUGCGUAAAAUAUUUAUUUCUCUUUCAAACACGUAUUUAAGCAUAUUUUCGAGCUCUAAAGAAAUGGAAAAGCUCCAUACAAAAAACACUCAGAAAAAGGUCAAACAUUUUCUGGUGUUAAAUUUUCUUGGAACAGUGUUCAGCUUCCAAGAAAUUCAGCUAUGCCGCUGCCUUCGAAACCAUAACCAGAAAGCAAAGGUGAAUUAGAAUCUUGUUGACAUUUAUUAAUCAGGAAGUUAUGAUGCAAGAAGUUGCUCAAGCAAUGGAUUGUGGAAAAAACCAUCCUUAGGCAAAGCCGUUUCGCUCUCAAAAAUCCAAACGACUUAACAGUACAUGAUAAUUUAUAUUCCAUUGUGUCUGCAAGCUACCUCCGCUUCUCUCCAGAAGCAUGUAUUCCGUUCACCUGUUUCCUUUGUAAAAACUGAAGAGGAUCUCCCUUAAGAAAAAAAUACUUACUUGAGUUACUUUUAAAUAAUGUCCA
This is a messenger RNA of Ceratitis capitata (Mediterranean fruit fly), 1999 nucleotides long. RefSeq lists its product as uncharacterized. The transcript has 4 exons. The coding region runs from base 446 to 787 and encodes 113 amino acids. Lineage: Eukaryota; Metazoa; Arthropoda; Insecta; Diptera; Tephritidae. The record is from RefSeq and is a predicted model, not a curated record.